UCGGAGUAUUAAACUCCAGAUCUGUCAGCAGCUGAAAACAUUUGGAGCUUUUCAAACCAAACACUCGACGAAGGAGGCGCGAGGUGUGCGAACCCUCUGAGCCUCCUGAGGGAACAUUUGCCGUUAAAAUCACUGCAGCUUGUUCGCAGUCGUCUUACUAAAAUAAGGAAGGACUUCCCAGAUAAAAGAUCACCUCUUGUUGGUCCUCUUGUAUGUCAAAGCCUUACAGAGAGAAGAGCUGCUGCAGCAGGAUAGGAAACCUGCUGUUUUCAGUUUAAUAAAAAGGCUCUGAAGGACUUUUAAACCACAGAUUUCCUUUUUUGGUAUAUUUUGUCCCACCUCUGCAUGGAAGCAGGGCUUUAUCUUUGACGGCUGAAACCAGCUCAUCACAAACGGUGGGAGGUGAAACUCUGGGAUUCCUGAAUGUCGAUACUGAUGUGUGUUUAGAGACAGUUUGGCCUUUCCCAGAGUUCAUCGACCCUGAACAGCAGCAGACCUCAGACGAUCAGACCCGCUUCAAACCGCCGCGCUUCACAUCGCAGACACAACCUGAGCGACGUCUGCAGAGACACAAACCCUGGAGAAGGCCUCUCCACAACCUCCAAACCUGUGCCGACGGUGUUCCAGGUGUUCCGGGUGUGUGCGGGGACGCUGAGCAGAAUGGCGGUGGGCCUGCAGAUUGUGGGUCUGUUUCUGGGCGUGGUGUCCUGGUGUCUGCAGUCCAGCUGUACCUCCAACCAGGUGUGGAAGAUUAGGAGUCAGUCGGAGUCGGUUACCACCAGCCAGUGGCAGUUCGAGGGCCUGUGGAUGAGCUGUGCUGCCACCUCGAUGGGGUCCAUCCAGUGCAGCAAGUUCAAGACGGUGCUGGGACUGUCGGCUCACCUGCAGACCUGCAGGGCUCUGAUGAUCCUGUCCCUGCUCUUCGGUCUGACCUCCAUCAUCGUCUCCGUGCUGGGACUCAAAUGCACCAAACUCGGCAGAACACCCGAGCAGGUCAAAGCCAAGAUCGUCCUGAGUGGAGGGAUCCUCUUCAUCCUGUCGGGUCUCUUCACUCUGAUCGCCGUGUCCUGGUACGCUGCCAGAGUCAUCAACGACUUCUACGACCCGCUCUACGGAGGAGUCCGGUUCGAGCUGGGUACUGGUCUGUAUCUGGGCUGGGCAGCCGCUGGUCUGGCCAUACUGGGAGGCUCUAUGCUUUGCUGCUCCAGUAAGACUACUCCCUCCAGCCCACCUGCUCGGCAGUUUUCUUACUACUCCACCACCGGCCAAGGUCAGAGCAUCUACAGAGCAGCUCCGGCCUCAGACGCCAGCGGCUCCAAGGCUUACGUCUGAACCGACCGACCCCCACCGUCCUUUGUUAUGCUCGUGCUGUUUUCUGAAACAUGGAAUCACCUCAGAAUCACACUGCAAAUAAAAGGUCCACUGUGUGGCCAAGUAGUACCAAGUAUGUCCAAGAGAGG
This is a messenger RNA of Pelmatolapia mariae (spotted tilapia), 1460 nucleotides long. RefSeq names its product claudin-1-like. The coding region runs from base 661 to 1332 and encodes 223 amino acids. Gene Ontology annotation, biological process: cell adhesion; bicellular tight junction assembly. Gene Ontology annotation, molecular function: structural molecule activity. The transcript is spliced from 6 exons. Lineage: Eukaryota; Metazoa; Chordata; Actinopteri; Cichliformes; Cichlidae. The record is from RefSeq and is a predicted model, not a curated record. Gene Ontology annotation, cellular component: plasma membrane; bicellular tight junction.